Molecule: messenger RNA, 1618 nt
Organism: Dendrobium catenatum
Lineage: Eukaryota; Viridiplantae; Streptophyta; Magnoliopsida; Asparagales; Orchidaceae
Product: pentatricopeptide repeat-containing protein At1g55890, mitochondrial
Exons: 1
Coding region: 42-1346 (434 amino acids)
Molecular function (GO): protein binding
Source: RefSeq, a predicted model, not a curated record
AACAGCUUAAACCUAUGUGGGUGGAAAAUGUAAACUAGGAGAUGCCACACGCACUCUGCUCACUCUUCAGCCGCCAACAUUUUCCUUCGCAGGGCUCCUGUCCUGUACUACUAUCGAAAGCAAUAGCCAUGCGCAGCAGCUACAAUUUCUUCCUUCGCCGCCGCCUCUCAACUGCCGCCGCGCUCGACAUUCCUCCUCCUCCUUCUGUACUCCACAACUUGCCUUCUCCCUCCAAAGCCCUUGCCCGCCUUAAAUCCGCUCUACUUACUGAAUCCAACCCAGAGAAGAUCUUCGACCUUUUCCAGUCCUCCACUCACCUCCCACGCUUCUAUUCUCAUCGCCCUCUCUACGACAUAUCCAUCAACAGACUUUACCGUUAUCGCCGCGUCGAUCUUGUCGAGCGUCUCCUCGAAUCUCAGAAAGCCGAUCCUGCCGCACCCAAAUCCGAGGGCUUUUUCAUCCGCAUAAUGUCACUUUAUUCUAACGCUUCGAUGCUCGAUCACGUUUUUCGAACCUUUGAGCAGAUCCCCGGCACAGAACGCACGGAGAAGUCUUUCUGCGCUCUUCUCACCGCCUUCCUCAAGCAUCGGCACUGUGACCGUGUUCGCGAUCUCUUCGAACGCGUUCCCGGUGAGUCUGGCAUCGUACCUGGCGUCGCUGCGCAUAAUAUUUUGCUUAGUUCCUUGUGUGUGGCUGGUGAAAUGGAUGACGCCCGCAAGGUGCUCGAUGAAAUGCCGAAGAAGGGAUUGGAACCUGAUGUCAUUUCUUACAAUGCGAUCUUAAGUGGUUAUUUGAAUAAAGGAGAUAAAGUUGGAUUUGACGACGCUUUGAAGGAGAUUAACUGCAAGGGUAUUGCUCCUAAUGUAGUCACAUACAAUUUGAGGAUAUUGAAUUUUUGUAAGAGGUUGGAGAGCUUCAAGGCUGAGGAGCUGCUUGAGGUGAUGAUUUCAAAAGGAAUCCGGCCAUAUCUUUCAACCUUUAAUACAAUAAUUGAUGGGUUUUGCAAAGAAGGAAAUUUGUAUUCUGCGACCAGGGUGUUUAAGAGGAUGAAAUCUAUGAAAAUAGCCAAAGGGGAGAAAGGGUUCUUACCCAAUGCUGAUACCUAUGUUGUGCUUAUUCGUGGCUUGGUGGAUACUGAAGACUUUGCUUCAGCAGAGGAGAUAUGCAGGGAAUGCUUAAUUAGAAAGUAUGUCCCUCCAUUUGAAAGCUUGAAAGCUCUCAUUAAUCAAUUGGUGAAGGAUUCUAAGGUUACUGCGGCCAAGGAUCUUGUUGAUAACAUGAGGAAGGUUGUGAAAGGCUCUGCUGUGGCUUCCUGGUCAAAGCUCGAAGCUGAGCUUCCGUUAUAGCCUGCACCAUUUUCAAGAGUCUGGAAUGAAAAUUCUCUUGGUAGCUCGACCUUUUUCAUUUGAGGUAGAAGAUCCUAUUUUUUCCAAGAUGAAAAUUAUCGAUAAAUAGUUUAUGCAUUUGGUUUAUCUUUACAAAUAUUAUUGUUAUUAUUCCAUUACCUUACAAAUGAUAUGGUUUUCAUUUAAGAAGCUAAUGUGUCCAUGUUUAUGAAGCUUGUUUGGGUAUGUUAAUAUGCAUUAUCUAGAAGAUUUAUUCUUCGGUUCCUUAUAAA